Messenger RNA from Xiphophorus maculatus (southern platyfish), 2399 nucleotides. RefSeq lists its product as uncharacterized. Lineage: Eukaryota; Metazoa; Chordata; Actinopteri; Cyprinodontiformes; Poeciliidae. Gene Ontology annotation, cellular component: cytoplasm; nucleus. Bases 366 to 1109 code for a protein of 247 amino acids. The record is from RefSeq and is a predicted model, not a curated record. Gene Ontology annotation, biological process: DNA transposition; negative regulation of DNA-templated transcription; DNA integration. The transcript is spliced from 5 exons. Gene Ontology annotation, molecular function: transcription cis-regulatory region binding; transcription corepressor activity.
GGUUGCCUUUUUGGAUGUGAUGACAUCCUAGCUUAGAUACUUUACCUGUUCAGGUCAUAUUUUUAAUUGUGUAUUUACCUUUUAAGAUCAGGUAUGGAACAAACUUUGCUUUUGCUUUGUUGUUGAGUCCAUAAACAUGCUUUUUUUUAAAUUUAUUUAUAGUUUCUCUGUUCAGUAGAAAUGAGCCCCUGGUUUGUGAUCUUCUCUCUGUGUUCCAUUGCUUCCCCCUGAAUCCUGGAUCAUUGUUUCUGUCCUUGAUUACGCCUCCCCGUCAGUGGGUAGGUUGUCGCCUCUGUUUUGAGAGGAACGUGAACGAUGCCUCCUGUCAUGUAAAUAUUUGUGGGUCUGCAUUUCUGUCACCAAAAAUGGCAGACAAGUUGAGGAAGCGGAGAGCAGCGAAGAAGCAGAAGGCAGAGCUCGGGGACCCUUCAAAUAAUCAGCAAGACGAGAAACCCAAACAAAGGCUCAGUUUCUCUCAUUCCAACCUCUCCCACAGAGUAGGCAAGACCAAAGAGCUGUCAUGUGACGUCAGGGACCAGAUAGUGGAUCUGCACAAAGCUGGAAUGGGCUACAGGACCAUCAGCAAAAAACUUGGCGUGAAGGUGCCAACUGUUGGUGCAAUUAUUAGAAAAUGGAAGAAGUAUAAAAUGACCGUCAAUCGUCCUCGAUCUGGAGCUCCAUGCAAGAUCUUGCCUGAAGGGAUGAGGAUGAUCAUAAGGAAAGUGGUGGAUCAGCCCACAACAACACGGGAGGAGCUUGUUAAUGACCUGAUGGCAGCUGGGACCACAGUCACCAAGCACACUGUUGGUAACACACUACGCCGUCUUGGCUAUCAGUUUAAGAAAGCAGACUCUCCCACAAGAGCGGACAGUCCGCUCAGCUCAACGUUCAGCAUGUUAGCUAGCAGUCCGGAGAAUUCCCUCUCCUCCUUCUUCCCACCCAGCUCCCGCCACUGGAUCUACGAGGAGAGCCCUGACAGGAAGGUGCUUAAUGAUGAUGAAGAUGAUGAGCACAUAAUGAGUAGUGACAGUUCUGGCCCUGAGGAAGAAAGCGAGGAAAAUAUGAAAGAUGUGGAUCAAAUACCAAACAUGGAGGAAGAGAAACAUUAACCUUCAAGUAAAACCCACAGCAGAAGCAGCAUAAAAGCUUGUGGUCAAUGAAGAUUCUACCUUGUUUUAGGUCUGGUGUUUUACAUGCAUCAGGACCUAAUAGAAAAAUUAUCUGAUCUUCACCAGGUUCUGAAAUAAUCUAACCUGAAGUGCACAAAAACAAAUACUGCAAUGUUUUAUCUUUUAUACAAAGAUAAAGAAAAAUCAAGUGCUGUGUGAAAAACUCAGCACAUCCUAUGAUUUAAUACAACCAACGUUAGCAGCACCAACCUGGAAGUCAUUUGUUCCAUAUGACUUUAUUAGUCUCUCACAUUUUGUGGAGGAAUGUUGGUUGACUUUACAAUCUUACUUCACUUCAUUAUUGAUGUUUGAUUACGGAGCGUUUAUUUAAGGUCCCACCUCAGUAUUUCAGUCAUAUUGAGCUCUGGACUUUGAGCCGUUGCAAUGGUUUGAUUUUUCCCUGUUUCAGUAAUUCUGUUGUUGAUCUAAUGUUGUGUUAGGGAUGUUUCGUUUCAAGGCACACUUUUUGGCCAACCUCUUGGCAAUCCACAGUUGUUUAACUUUUUUUAAAAUUGCACUGUCAUGCACUUUAACAAUUAAUAAGCUAACCGAGGUCUGCAGAGUCUAAAAUGAAGGUUUUAUAUUUCUUUUGUGUUUCCUUUUUUAAAAUUUCUGCCUUAAAUGUUUUCCACUGAGAAAUCUUUUGUACAAUUUGGGAAAUAGGCAAAGAAUAAAAAAUAAAAAUAUAUAUAUACAUAUAGAUAUAUUUAUGAUGUUUGAAUCAUAUCCACCUGCUACUUAUUUCCCUCUGAAAUCCUAUGGCUUCCAUUGAAAGGAUUUACUUGCUUCUCUGCUAUGGCUUCAGUUUUGUUUAAUGAAAAGUUGUGAAGCUAGUUUUAAAUUAUUUUGGAAUCCAAAACAACCAAUGAUUUUAUUAUGCCCUGAUGCAUAAAACCCUAACAUGAAUGAGAGUGAAGGAGUGCCAGUUGUUUCUUUAUGAACAAUCAGCUGUUACCGUUCCAUCUUUCUCAGAUUUUUUUGCGUCAGAUAUCCUAAUAAAAUCUCACCUCAAGAUUCCUCCACAUAUUUGACACUUAAAAUGUCUAAAGGCCACGAUCAACAUGUAACAUUGUGUGUUAUUGUCUACUACUAUGUAAGCAUUUAGCUCUCUGAAUCAUAUCUUAAUUUAGAACUUCUUUUGUUGUACUUUUUAAAAGAAAGAAUAUAUAAAUAUCUGUCUCUUCAUGUGUUAUAUGUUUCUAUUUUCACUUUUAAGAUAAAAAAUGCAAA